Molecule: messenger RNA, 2711 nt
Organism: Girardinichthys multiradiatus
Lineage: Eukaryota; Metazoa; Chordata; Actinopteri; Cyprinodontiformes; Goodeidae
Gene: fbxo21
Product: F-box protein 21
Exons: 12
Coding region: 33-1946 (637 amino acids)
Molecular function (GO): protein binding; DNA binding
Source: RefSeq, a predicted model, not a curated record
CAGCAAUGAGGUAAUUGGGGUAAACAGUAAAAAUGGCGACGUCUGUAGCCAGAGCGGAGCAGUCGAGUUUGAACGGGAUCAUUUACGAGCCCCAAACCAAAAAACUGACCGACCUGCCGACUGAGUUGCUUGAGCAUAUUCUGUGCUUCCCUGUCCUCAAACAUGUCGACGUUUGUAACGUUUCAUGCUGCUGCAAACGGCUGCAAGACGUCUGCCAUGCAAGGGGAAAGGUCUGGGAACACCAGUACAAAAUCAGAUGGCCAAGACUGCAGAGGUUUUACCGGCAAAAUGAGAGCUGUGACUGGCUUAGGGAAUACAUAACCCGGCAUAGAGUUGGUAUACAGAUACGAAGGACAGUGGAAUCAAUCUCAAAACGAUUCUUCACAGAAGUUCCAUGCGUUGGCCAGGUGCUUGGAGACAGCUUUGCAGAGAUCGAGUCACUCGGGAUGCCAGAGCACUUCAGUGAAGAUGAGCUCCUCUUCAUACUCAACUCAGAGAAGAGGAAAAGCUUGACCCUGAAAUACUAUGCAAAAAAAAUCCUUUACUUCCUGAGGCAGCAGAACAUCCUGAGGAGUCUGAAGACCUUCCUGGAAAAACCUGCAGAGCAGCAGUCAGCUUUAGAAGGUGCUGUGCUGGUGGACCAGUAUUGUAACCCACUGGCUGACAUUACACUGGAAUCCAUUUCAGAACAAAUAGAUAAUAUGGCAGAAAAAGCAAAGAAGAUGCUGAGAAUCAACAACCCGUCUCAUCCCAGCCUUCGGGUCACUAACAGUGACUGUGUGAUUGAGGACUUUGAGCUCCAGAGGCAGGUGUUGUGGGCCAUGAACGCCGUUUUGUACGAGCAGCUUCAGUACAAAGGCAAUGAGUGUGACUACUACAACCCGCUCAACUCUUACAUCCAUCAGGUGCUACUUCGGCGGACAGGUAUCCCCAUAAGCCUCUCUGUCCUUUACAUGACACUGGCCCGAAAGCUGGGCGUUCAGCUGGAGCCUGUCAACUUCCCCAACCACUUCCUGUUGCGCUGGUGCCAGAGACCAAGAGGGAGUGAGGACAUCUAUGACUUUGUCUACAUCGAUGCCUUUGGGAAAGGCAAGCAGCUGAAGGCCAAGGAAUGCGAGUACCUCAUUGGCCACCAGGUGACGGCAGACUACUACAGUGCCAUUAGCACCACAGAAGUGUUGCUCAGGAUGGUGGGGAACCUGCUCAACAUCGGGAAAAGAGGGGAAGGCAAUGAGAAAUCUUACCAGCUGCUGAGGGACUCACUGGAUCUCUACCUCACCAUUAAUCCAGAUAACGUUCAGUACUUGCUGCUGCAGGCACGCCUGUACUUCCACCUAGGAAUCUGGCCAGAAAAGGUGUUAGACAUCCUGCAGCACAUUCAGGCUUUGGACCCUUCCCAGCAUGGAGCUGUGGGUUACCUGGUGCAGCACACACUGGAGCACAUCCAGCACAAGAAGCAUCCGGUUACUCCUGAGGUGAAGAGGCGCAACGCUCCAGAACACCUGGAGGUCCAGUAUUCAGUCGGCCUUAUUAUGAAGCAUAAGCGGUCGGGCUAUAACUGUGUGAUUUACGGCUGGGACCCGAAAUGCACCAUGAGCCAGGAGUGGAUCACCACCAUGAGGGUCCACCAGUUGUCCAGUGGAGCUAACCAACCUUUCUACAAUGUGUUGGUACAGGACGGGACGUGUCGCUAUGCAGCUCAGGAGAACCUGGAGCCCCACUCAGCUCCUCUUGAGAUUGGGCACCCAGAGGUGGGCCGCUACUUCUCAGAGUUUGCAGAAACCUACUACGUUGCCAAUGAAGAAUUGCAGACACGAUACCCAGAGGACAUGGGGGAAACCCUGGGCACAGUGCAAGAGCUCUACCACAGGAUGAGUCCUGGAUCUGGGAGCAGAGAUGAGGCUUCUGCCACUGACCAAACCAGGCAGCAGUCCAAGUCAAUGUAGCAAGUGGUCCUGAUGACCAAGGCUAACAAAUAACUGAUUUCCCUUUCUCAAUUUACAGUCAACUUAGCUGAUCCCUUGUUGCAUUCGGACCAGGACAAGUGUUAGAGUUCUGUUUACCUUUUGUUUUGAAGAAGAUGGAAAGAGAGUCACUGUUGUUACUUUGAUACAUGUGUCCAAAUCCCACCAUGUAGCUGCUGUAAAAUUCAAGUCCAAUGAAUCCAAAAAACCAUUUAUACAUAAUGCAACACAUGCUUAUUUUUAACCCAGUCAAAAAGCUGAGUUUGAUAAAAAAAAAAAAAAUGCCACCCAAAAAUACAGAAGAGAAUGAAAGACUUGAACUUGAAGUAAGCAGUUAGGUUUACUAUUAAAUACAGGAUGUGUAUCCAGGUGCUGUAAAUCCCUCCUGCCUAAAAUCAAGGAAUGCUUCUGUUCCCACGUUUCCCUGCAUCCAGCACCAGUCUGCAGAGUAGAAAUGUAGUGCCACACAAGAAAACUAAAGAAAACAUUGUGAUAAAGUUUUAACUCUCCAUGUUUUAACAGAGUAUCAUGCACUUAUGAAAGUCUGACUUUCACAUUCCUACAUUUACCUUUUAUUCUGUAUAUAUACAAGUGAAAUAUGUAUGAUGCCAAGACUCAGGAUGUCAUGAAAUGCCAAGACGGCGACGACUUGAAACAGAAAUGAGUCUGAGCUUGGUGAAAACUACAAAAAAUAAAGUGGUUCAAGUCUUUCUGUUUUUCUCUCUAAAAUAAAUAAACUAAACUUUU